This is a messenger RNA of Aricia agestis (brown argus), 3106 nucleotides long. It is a transcript of the gene rst, whose product is annotated as irregular chiasm C-roughest protein-like. The record is from RefSeq and is a predicted model, not a curated record. Gene Ontology annotation, cellular component: cell-cell junction. Lineage: Eukaryota; Metazoa; Arthropoda; Insecta; Lepidoptera; Lycaenidae. The transcript has 21 exons. Bases 79 to 2676 code for a protein of 865 amino acids. Gene Ontology annotation, biological process: cell-cell adhesion. Gene Ontology annotation, molecular function: cell adhesion molecule binding.
GGCGACGGGCCAUCGAUUAUUUAAAAAUAAUGCCGUUCGAAAAUAGAACGCGAGGGGGAAGUGAGAAAUAAGUCAAAGAUGAGUUAUAAGUGCAGACUUACUAGUCGGUGUGUCCAACCGCUGUUCCUACUCCUGCGGACAUGUGUGUUUGUGUGUGUGUGUGUGGACGCCUUCCAAGAGCAGAAGUUCGCGAUGGAGCCGCAGGAUCAGACAGCAGUAGUGGGCUCUCGAGUGACCCUGCCCUGUCGUGUAGAGAAGAAGGCAGGUCAGCUACAGUGGACGAAGGACGACUUCGGUCUUGGACUUCAUAGGGAGCUCAGUGGGUACGACCGGUAUAAGAUGAUUGGAAGCGACGAGGAAGGCGACUACUCGUUGGACAUUCGAGACGUCACGCUGGACGACGACGCAAAGUAUCAAUGCCAAGUCAGCUCAGGAGCGAGGGGUGAGCCUCCAAUCAGGUCACGCUAUGCCCGUUUGACCGUGCUAGUGCCUCCCGAGCCGCCGAAAAUACUGCAAGGGAGUUUCUACUCUACCACCGAAGACAGAAUAAUCAAAUUGGAAUGCGUCUCCGUCGGCGGCAAGCCCCCUGCUGAGAUCACAUGGGUGGACAGCAAUGCGGGCGUUUUGACGCAGGGAGUGACGUAUACCGUGGAGCCGCUUUCGGAUGGACAGAGAUUCACAGCAAGGUCAAUAAUCAAGAUGACGCCGAAGCAGGAGCAUCACAACCAGACGUUCACAUGCCAGGCGCAGAACACAGCGGACAGAGCAUACAGAGCGGCGAGCAUACAGAUAGAGGUGAAAUACGCACCCAAGGUCAAGAUCCACGUGAAAGCUGGCAGAAGGGUUCCCGAAGGGUCUGAUGUGGUUAUAGAGUGCACAGCUGAAGCGAAUCCGAACAAUCUCACAUACAAAUGGGUGAUGAACGAUUCCGUUGUGGGCAACAGUUCGGUACUGCGAAUACCGAACGUGUCGAGGGACUUCAACGGAGUCGUCAUCAAGUGCAUGGUCUUCAAUGAGGUUGGCAAAAGCGAGGAGACAGAAACUAUGGAGGUUACAUAUCCACCAUCAUUCCGGAAUAGACCAAAGGACGUGGAAGCAGAAGUGGGGAAGCAGGUCACCCUGAGCUGUGAUGUCGACGGGUUUCCAGCUCCGGAGAUCAGAUGGCUGCAUUACGAAGAAGAUACCAAUAUUCGUGUGGGCCGGACCUCCAAUCUGACGCUGACGGUGGACACUCAUACCUCUGGCCGAUAUCUGUGCAAAGCCUCCGUCGAGGGCUACAAGGAGAUUGAGGCUGAGGCCAGCAUAUUCAUCAAAGGACCUCCAAAAAUCCUGUCCAACAACACCCAGUUCGGGUCGCAAGGUGACGCCGUACAUAUAGAAUGUGCAGCGUUCUCGGUGCCUAAGAUAGACAACAUUGUAUGGACGUUUGAGGGGAAAGAGAUUGAUACUUUACACGAUCAGGACUACGCCUUCCUCGAGGAUCUUCAGCCCGGCGGCAUCGUCAACUCCACCCUCAUCAUCAGAGACAGCCAGUCACGUCAUUUCGGCGUGUACAAGUGCAACGUGUCGAACGACUUUGGAAGUGACACUUUGGAGAUCGUCUUGCAGCCUAACAAAUCGUUUCCACUGCUGCUGAUAUUGUUCGGAGUGACGUCUGGUACAAUCAUGGUGGCUGCUGUGAUUAUGCUGGUGAUACUCUGUCAGAGAAAGCAGAGGAAGAACAAGCAGCAGGUCACGGAGAAGCCAGACGUGACAGUGACCACAGAAGACCUCUACAAGGAGAACGAUAGGAAUUCAAAUAUAAGUGAUCUGAAGCUGGAGCUACGACAAGCGAAUGGAAGCUGUGAAAUUGAUUACUCAAAUACUGGUUCCGACAGUACGUUAUGUUCGAAUGCCAAACUCGGUAGCGGUAUACCACUGGCUGGUACGGUACCACUUACCACCAUCAAUCAGGGUAACACAUAUCAACCGUAUAGAUAUAGCAAUGACUAUACAGAUCCAGCUUAUGCUGAUUGCUAUAAGGUAAAUGGCAUAAGCAAUGGAUAUCACACAUACGUCCACUACGGUCAUGAUUAUACUCCUGGCUCACUGAGGGUACGCUCUCCAACGUUAGGCAGUGAGAAAUUGACGCCAAACAGGUCGAUCAACGGUAGUUUACCAAGAAGCAUAGACACACCAUCAUCAGCUCAAUACAACGCGAACGGAUCACAAAAUAACUCCCUGCAGCGUUCAACAAAAAGGCUAGACAGCAGCGGAACUCUCAGCAAUAUUGCACAAAAUGGCGAAGCAGGCAGCAGAGCCCCCAACGGCAUCCUGCCCGGCGUCGACGUGCGCUACGCGGCGACGUACGGCAACCCGCACCUGCGAGCCCUCGCCGUGCACACCGCGGUGCCGGCCGCGACGCCUGCCCCGCCGCCGUAUUCCGCGCUACGGAACUCCGUCAUAAUGCCGUCGGGUACAUCAUCCCACUCCAUCACGUCGCCCACCAGUGGGGCCUCGCCUCAUGCCACCAGCCCCGUCACCAACUCAACACUGUCAAAUGACAGCGCACAACCGGCGUCCGUAACCCCCCAGUCGCCGGGCGCACACUACAUACUCGCCAACAACAGGGCAAUCACAAACACUGUUACCAAAAAAGGUAACAGCAACCUGCAACCAUUGGCAACGCAUGUAUAACGUGUAAGUCACUCUGAAAUGUCAGAAACGGACUGCUGACUGUUUAUACUGUAAAUAUCGAAUUUAUUUGGCUAAGUUUCCUUAAAACUCAGUAUUUUAAGGAAAUGUAAUGCAUUGUGUUCUAUUAUAUUAUUAUUCAUCAAUGAAUCUCUUGAAAUCUUCAUUAUUUAUAUUUGUUGAAACUACAGCUGGUUUGACACGCCUGAAAAAAACAGCCUUUUAGUUGACAGUUGUGCAAUGUACUGUUCUUUACAUAAAUAUGAUUGCAUGCAAAGUGUUAUGUCCUGUGGCUAAAUGAAAUUGUUUUCCUUAAAAGUUAUAAUAUAAUUAUAAUGAUUGUCUAUUAGAGUCUUGAAUAGUUAGCUAGAAAAUUGUUUUUAGUAUUUUGAGAUGUAAUUAGUAAGAAUUUGUAGGAAUUUAAGUCAAUUUU